Camellia sinensis is the source of this 1068-nucleotide messenger RNA. RefSeq lists its product as uncharacterized. The record is from RefSeq and is a predicted model, not a curated record. Lineage: Eukaryota; Viridiplantae; Streptophyta; Magnoliopsida; Ericales; Theaceae.
AUGGAGUCCUUGAUGCAACGAAUCAAUGAACACAUCCGUGUGGAGGAUGAUGCCGCCUCCGCGACCGAGAAGGCUAAUCUGGUCGCGGCGGAUAGAAGAAUGACGGGGAAGGUUCACUCGGUCGGGCAGGAGGACAACCGCCCAAACGACCGGUCAAAAGAUCAAUGUCGUGGCUCAAACCACGAUGAUAGAAACAAAGGUCGCAGAAACGACCGAGCUAACGCUCCCCUUGAUGAAGAGGAAGACGCCAAGAGCAAGUUGAAGGCGCGAACUGGUAUCACCACGGUCUUUAAAAUCCCUAUUUACUGCAUCCUGAGUGAAAUCCGAAGCGAACCUUUCGUUCGUUGGCCGGCCAAGUUGAGGAGUACACAGAGAGGCUUCAACUCAAGAUAUCGCUGCACCUUCCAUGAGGAACGGGAGCACCGAACGGAGGAUUGCUUGCCGCUCAAACAACAUUUGGAGGAGCUGGUGGUGGCGGGACAUUUGGACCAAUACAUCGAUGGGGGCAUGAAAGCCACUCCACUGGGACAGACCAAACCAAACGGCCUAGUUACCCUGGACGCGGCACCACAAGGUGUAAUCAAUGUCAUCCAUGGCAUCAUCGAACCGACAAGGGUCUGUGAGCUGGGAGGGAUGAUCAAGAAAGCCGAGCACAUGAGGGAGGUGCUCUCCGUUCAGCUCGCUAUGAAGAAAGGAAAGACCAAAGAAAAAUAUAUCCUUACCUUUUCAAGUAAGGACUCUGAGAGAGUUCAAGUGCCUCACAAUGACGCCCUAGUAGUGACUCUUCGCGUCAAAAACUUCGACGUCAAAAGAAUUUUGAUUGACCAGGGGAGUUCAGUUGAAAUCAUGUAUUAUGACGCAUUCAAACAAAUGAAGUUGGAGGACAAGGAUUUAGCCCCUGCAACGUCUCCUUUGGUUGGCUUCAACUCUCAACCAGAAUGGCCAAUAGGAAAGAUCUUAUUGCCGGUCAAAACGGGUUCGGUCAUGAAGCAAGUAAAGUUCUGGGUGCUUAAGGUCUCGUCCACCUACAACUUAAUCUUGUGCAGAGGCUGGUUGCACGCCAUGUAA